GCAGUAUUGGCUCGCAAAGCGCUCCCGGCCGCAGGUGCGCACGAGACGGUGGCGCGGCCUUGUCGGAGGCUGAACCGCCGCGCAUAUAUACGUGUGCCCUCACGCCAGCCGUGCAUUCUAGCUAGCUACUACUAGCUAUUUCGAGACGCAAGCGUCCGUCUCCGUCUCCGAUCCGAUCCAUCGAGCAUACUACGUACGGCGGCGAUGGAGGCGAGGUCGGCCAUUAGCUGGUACUGCGGCUCCCUCCUGGCCGUGGUCAUCGCGCUGUUCCUGUCAGUGUCCCUCGGCGUGCGCGCCGCCGGCGUGGACCUGAAGGCGUCGUGCGCCGCGACGCCGCACCCGGACGUGUGCCUGCGCGCGCUCCAGGACGACCACAGCAUCAAGGGGGCCUCGACCCAGCGGGACCUGGCGUCGGCGGCGAUCCGCGCGGCGGCGACCGCUGGCGGCGCGGUGGGCGACUACGCGCGGGACGAGCUGAACGUGGUCAAGGACAACCUGAUGUGGCAGUGCCUGAACGAGUGCGCCGAGGACAUCGAGGAGGCGCUGGACCACCUGGACGACUCCGAGGGCGGCCUCGACGACGACAAGCUCCGCGACGUCAAGGAGUUCCUCGACACGGCGGAGGAGGACACCUGGUCCUGCGACGAGUCCUGCAAGCACGCCCCCAACACGCCCAUCAAGACCACCCUGCUAGCCAAGAACAAGGACUUCGCCGCCGUCAUGCGCGUCGCCAACGCGCUCAUCAAGCGCGCCACCGCCGGUGACUCGCCGGCGCCAAGAUUCAUCAAUUGAAGCAGUACGGUGAUUCAUCCAUUGAUUAUUCAUCCCCGCGCGCGCCAUACACAUCCACAUCGUAUUGAAUUUGUUGUAGUAUGUAUAUCCUUGUUGCUGGUACCUUUUUAUAUGUGUCUUGUCAUUGUAAUUUGAUUAGAUUGUUUGGGAAUUUUUUACUACAGUAUUUGUACUCAGAUGUACGUAGUGCUUGAUGUUCAUCUACUAGCAGUUCAAUGUGUAGCAAAUGAUUAUAUAGAAUUAUACUAAUAAAAAACAUCAUGGUCUACAUUUUCUCA
Messenger RNA from Sorghum bicolor (sorghum), 1070 nucleotides. RefSeq lists its product as uncharacterized. Gene Ontology annotation, molecular function: enzyme inhibitor activity. Bases 205 to 792 code for a protein of 195 amino acids. The transcript has a single exon. The record is from RefSeq and is a predicted model, not a curated record. NCBI's taxonomy places the organism in Eukaryota, Viridiplantae, Streptophyta, Magnoliopsida, Poales, Poaceae. Gene Ontology annotation, biological process: negative regulation of catalytic activity.